UUCGGCAUUGAGUGUACGACAGACGAUAUCGGAUACUUUCACUCGGUACAUGCUCGGACGCACUCGAAGACGGUGGAUCACACGCAAUCACACGACAAACGACAACGGACCGCUGAGGACGUCUUUGUCCGGUAGUAGCUCCGAGGUCGUCCCGCGAUGGACUCAUAGGAGCCUGCAGAGGACUUUGUCGGACGGUGAGUGGAAUGAACGACGGCAGCCGAAUCGAGUGACUUGUGUGCACAUCGCUCGUAAUAGAUCCACUUCGGUCCUGUGUGUGCCCCAUGUGUACCUCGCUCGCGUUGUAGCAGUGUGAAUUUGUGAGCUCGUGAGAGAAGACGACGAGAGAGCGACCGGAGCGACCGGACAAAAAGAUCGGUCUUCGGCGGAUCGGUGGAGUACGGUGCAGUGUACUCGUGAAACGAUAUCGUAGGAGAGACUCAUCAGCCGAUUAAAUGUGUCAGCAUGGAGAAUCAAACGAUGGACCAGUUCUGCGGCACAACGUUUUGGGAUGCUAAUCUAACAUGGUACACGAACGAUCCAGAUCUAACAGAAUGCUUCCAAAAAACAAUAUUAAUAUGGACACCAUGUGUAUUUCUAUGGGUAUUUUCCGCAAUGGAAGCAUAUUACCUUUUAAAUAGCAAAAGGAGAAAUGUCCCAUACACAUGGUUAUUUAUUUCUAAGCAAGUACUUACAAUAGGAUUAAUUUUACUUUCCAUAGUUGAUUUAGGAGUGGCAAUACACGAAAGUACUUAUCGUACGGUCUACAAUGUUGAUUAUUAUACACCCUUUAUAAAAAUUAUUAGCUUUGUAUUAGCAUGUACUUUAAUGGUAUAUAAUAGAAAACAUGGAAUGCGGACGUCAGGUCUUUUAUUCCUGUUUUGGUUUUUCCUUGCAUUAUGUGGAUGUGUUCAAUUUAGAAGAUGUAUAAACGAAUUCAGAGAAGAGGCAGAAGUAACAUACCCAUUGGUGUCCUACAUGAUUUACUAUGCGAUAGUAAUAAUAAUGUUCGUACUUAAUUUUUUGGUUGAUGCAGAGCCUAAAUUCUCCGAAUAUCCAACGGUCGAAUCGCCAUGUCCCGAGCAAAGCUCAUCUUUCCCGUCAAGAGUUCUUUUCGCAUGGUUCGAUUCACUAGCGUGGAAGGGUUUCCGCAAACCGCUCGAAACAUCCGAUCUGUGGUCCAUGAAUCCAGAGGACAUGGCCACGGAGAUCGUGCCAAAGUUCGACAAAUAUUGGAACAAAAACUUGAGAAAGACAGACGAGCUGGUUUGGACUUAUUUUAGAGUAGAAAGUGCCAAAGCGUCAUUUCGAAAAGCGUCCGGGCAAGUGGACUUUAACAAUGGUCGAAAAAAGAAAAUCGCCUCUAUCCUACCGCCCAUCUGCAAAGCUUUCGGAGCUACUUUUAUGUUUGGUGCGUUCCUGAAAUUGGUUCAAGACAUUAUGACCUUUAUCAGUCCACAAAUAUUAAAGCUUUUGAUUGGUUUCAUCGAGGGAGAUGAGCCAAUGUGGAAAGGAUACUUUUAUUCCGUAUUACUUCUACUUACAGCAACGCUUCAAACAUUAGUGCUAUCUCAAUAUUUUCAUCGUAUGUUCUUAGUCGGGUUGCGUAUACGUACUGCAUUAAUCGCGGCAAUUUACCGUAAAGCAUUGAGAAUGUCAAACUCGGCCAGGAAGGAAUCUACGCUUGGCGAAAUAGUGAACUUAAUGUCCGUAGACGCUCAAAGAUUCAUGGACUUAACUGCGUACAUAAACAUGAUUUGGUCGGCUCCGCUACAAAUAGCCCUGGCUUUGUACUUUUUAUGGGAGAUAUUAGGACCGGCGGUGCUCGCCGGCUUAGCAGUUAUGAUCAUUCUUAUUCCCGUGAACGGGUUAAUUGCGAACAAAGUGAAGACGUUGCAAAUCAGGCAGAUGAAGAACAAGGACGAAAGAGUGAAAUUAAUGAACGAAGUACUUAAUGGUAUCAAAGUGUUGAAGCUUUACGCAUGGGAACCUUCGUUCGAGCAACAGAUACUUAAAAUCAGAGUUAAGGAAAUUCAGGUUUUGAAAGAAGCGGCAUAUCUGAAUGCCGGUACGAGCUUUAUAUGGUCGUGUGCACCGUUUUUGGUGUCGCUGGUAUCCUUUACCACUUAUGUACUUAUAGACGAAAAGAACGUUCUAGAUAGUACAACUGCCUUUGUUUCGCUCAGUUUGUUCAACAUCUUAAGAUUUCCACUCUCCAUGCUGCCUAUGAUGAUUGGUAAUAUAGUUCAAGCUUACGUCUCUGUAAAACGCAUUAAUAAAUUUAUGAAUAUGGAGGAGUUGGAUCCUAAUAAUGUACAGCAUGAUCCAUCGGAAGCGCACGCGUUAGUAAUUGAGAACGGUAGUUUCUGCUGGGACAAUGAACACAUUGAGAGACCAAUACUACGAAAUAUCAAUUUCCAUGUAGAACAAGGUCAAUUAAUAGCAAUAGUUGGUACAGUGGGAUCAGGCAAGAGCUCUCUUCUAUCUGCUCUGCUCGGCGAGAUGGAUAAAUUAAGUGGAAAAGUGAACACAAAAGGCUCAAUUGCAUACGUCUCGCAGCAGGCAUGGAUACAAAACGCCACGUUGCAGGAGAACGUCUUAUUCGGAAAGGCCUUGAACAAGUCGGUGUACAAUCGUGUGAUUGACGCGUGUGCAUUGAGUCCGGAUCUCAAGAUACUACCCGCUGGAGAUCAGACGGAAAUCGGAGAGAAAGGCAUAAACUUGUCUGGCGGUCAAAAGCAAAGAGUAGCCUUAGCUAGAGCUGUAUAUAACGACUCGGAAAAUUAUUUCUUAGACGAUCCGUUGAGCGCGGUGGAUUCGCAUGUAGGGAAACACAUUUUUGAGAACGUGAUAGGUCCGAACGGCAUAUUGAAGAAGAAAACGAGAAUACUCGUCACGCAUGGCAUCACGUAUCUGCCGGAGGUCGAUAACAUUAUUGUUCUUAAAGACGGUGAGAUCACGGAAAAUGGCACUUACAAGCAGCUGCUGGAGAAAAAGGGUGCUUUCGCCGAAUUCUUAGUGCAACAUUUACAAGAAGUUGGAAAUCUGCACGUUGAUGAGGGUUCCGAAGCAGAUUUACGUGAAAUUAAACAGCAACUUGAAUCGACAAUGGGAGCAGAUGAGUUGCAACAAAAGUUAACUCGAGCCAGAGUAUCUGAGAGUCUAAGUGAGUCUGGUUCUAUAACUGAUAGAAAAUCGCUUAAUGGUUCUCUGACAAGGCAAUAUUCAACUGAAAGUCAACAGUCGGUGAAUUAUGCGCGUAGUAAUAGCAUAAAGGAAAAAGAAAUAUCAAAACCUAACAAUAUCGGAGAAAAAUUGAUAGAAGUCGAAAAGACCGAAACCGGAAGUGUAAAAUGGCAAGUGUAUUCUCACUAUUUGAAAUCUAUUGGAUGGUUUUUGUCAAUAUCGACGAUUGUGAUGAACGCAGUCUUUCAAUCGUUCAGCAUCGGCUCAAGCGUUUGGCUCAGUGUUUGGUCGAAUGACAAUCUGACCAUCGUGAAUAACACGGUUGAUACGGCGAAACGAGAUAUGUACCUUGGAGUAUACGGCGCGCUCGGUCUCGGUCAAGCGAUGGCGAGCUUUUUCUGCGAUUUGGCACCGCAGCUGGGCUGUUGGUUGGCUGCUCGCCAGAUGCACAUAAUGAUGCUGCGUGCUGUGAUGCGUGCUCCAUUGACCUUCUUUGAUACGACUCCUAUUGGUCGUAUUAUCUCCAGGUUUGCUAAAGACGUGGACAUACUGGAUACAUCUCUUCCUCCACAAAUUUCUGAUACCAUCUAUUGCUUGUUCGAGGUCAUAGCUACUCUCGUUGUCAUAAGCUACAGUACACCUGUAUUUAUCGCGGUGAUACUGCCAAUAGGCGCGGUUUACUAUUUUAUUCAACGUUUUUACGUUGCAUCAUCGCGCCAAUUAAAGCGAUUAGAAUCUGUAUCAAGGUCUCCUAUAUAUUCGCAUUUUGGUGAAUCUGUGACUGGUUCACAAAUAAUUAGAGCGUAUGGUGUACAGCAACAAUUUAUCCAGGAAUCUGAAAAUAGAGUAGAUUUCAAUCAAGUGUGCUAUUAUCCUAGUAUUAUUGCAAACAGAUGGCUGGCCGUGAGAUUGGAGAUGGUUGGAAAUUUAAUUAUAUUCUUUGCAGCAUUGUUCGCUGUUUUAGGUAAACAUACUAUGAGUUCUGGACUCGUUGGUCUGUCGGUCAGCUACGCCUUACAGAUCACUCAAACUCUAAACUGGCUGGUACGCAUGACAUCCGAUGUUGAGACUAAUAUUGUUGCGGUGGAGAAUAAAGAGUAUGGAGAAACCACGCAAGAAGCACCAUGGAAGAACACAGAGUACACACCUCCGAAAGAGUGGCCUGUGCACGGCCGUGUUGAUUUCAAGGACUUUAAAGUUCGUUACAGGGAGGGGCUAGAUCUCGUGCUGCAUGGUCUGUCGUUCAGCGUUCUCGGCGGCGAGAAGAUCGGCAUAGUAGGUAGAACCGGCGCUGGAAAAUCAUCCUUGACUCUCGCGCUCUUCAGGAUAAUCGAGGCAGCUCACGGGAAGAUCUUUAUUGACGAUAUUGACAUCUCCAAACUGGGUCUCCACGAUCUGCGCUCGAAACUGACCAUUAUCCCGCAAGAUCCCGUUUUGUUUUCCGGAACGCUGAGGAUAAAUCUGGAUCCUUUCGAUUGUCAUUCUGAUGAUGAAAUUUGGAGAGCGCUAGAGCACGCUCAUCUAAAAUCAUUUGUCAAAAAUUUGCCAAAUACUCUUUUACACGAGGUUGCUGAAGGUGGAGAGAAUUUAAGCAUAGGACAACGACAAUUGAUCUGCUUAGCGAGAGCGUUACUCAGGAAAACCAAAGUUCUCAUAUUGGAUGAGGCGACGGCCGCGGUCGAUUUAGAAACGGAUGACUUAAUACAGACUACCAUCCGCCAAGAAUUUAAGGAUUGUACAGUUCUCACGAUAGCCCACAGACUUAACACUAUUUUGGAUUCAGACAGGGUGAUCGUAUUGGAUAAAGGUUUGAUUGUUGAAUAUGAUUCUCCGGAAGCGUUACUUCGCAAUCCAUCUAGCUCUUUCUACAGCAUGGCUAAAGACGCAGGUCUAGCAGCUUAAGCAACCAAUGUAUAUCGUAAUGGUUUUUCAGCGACUAUACAUUGUCCGCGAGCCAAUGUCAAAGCAAAAACAAACAUGCAGAAAGCCAUAGAAUAAACAACGCGUAGCAUUAAAUUUAUUUGUAUAGUAAAAUAUUUCUACGCAGCAAAGCGCGCGCGAGCGUUUGACAUAAUCGAUGAUACAAAUACGCUCGUCUUUUGCCAGAGUUAUAGCCAGAGCUUAUCCCGUGACUAGCAGUCACAUUUUUCCCAAUUGUAUCGUCGAUUAUCGAAACUCCUAUUAUAUUGUAGAAUAAGUUUUGUAGUCAAGUAUUUCAUUACGAAGCACACACACAUACAAUUCGACACAUCUCGUUUCUAAAUCAGCAUCUAUUUCCGUUGCAUCUAUUUGAACUGGACAGGGUCCCGGGGUAGAUCCCACAUGAUAAAUAAGUUACGACAAAUUGUAUCGUUUAUUUUUCAUGACGUUCUUCACAGUUCAUGUAUUAUAUUUCCUUCUUAAAGAUCCAUCUUCGUAAUUUGCAAUAAAAAUAAAUUUUGUUUGUAUUGAGUAUUUGACUAAAAACGUUUCUACUAAAAUACUACGAGAAAUCCUUAGAUCCUACCAAUUCAUUUGUAGAGCCACAAUAUUCAAUUAACGAUUAACAUGCAAAUAUAAUGAUUAAUAUUAAAAAAUAAAUUCUUACGAGCAAAGCGCAAUAGUUUAAAAUAACUUUUAAGCAAAUGAUGCAGAUUUGUUUGAGUAGCAAAAGGCGAGUCAAAGUUGAAUACAGGGUGUUUUAAAAAUAUUUUUUUUUCAAGUUGUAGAAAUUUUGCAUCUGACAACUUCCGGAUUAAAUUGUGUCUUUUUAAUAGUUCCAAUUACUACAGUAAGAUUAUCAACAAACAUGUGCAGUGAUCGACGAAAGUGUGCGUUUACUAAGAUAAAAAAAAAAGAAAAAAAGAAAAAAAGAAAAGAAAAGAAAGAAGGAAAGUAAGAAAGACGAGAAGAGCUACAGAAUUAUAAGAAACUAAUUAACAGAGAUUGUUCGUGUGACCCAUAAGUUUAAAGAUUACUGAUUUUUAAAAUACUGCUCCCAUAAUUAUUGUUUUAGUAAUAUUUGAGAUGUGUUCUCUUCUAGAUUUGAGCGGACUUUUUUCACGAAUUGUACCGCUCAUUCGGAAAUGUGCAUUUUUAUUUUCAUCUUCCUUUAUAUGACAAUCAGUCGCAACAAUAGUAUUAUUUAUUUUUUACAUCACACCUUGUUACAUCACACACGACAUGAUCAUAGAAUAAGCGAGCUAUAUUUUAAUCGAAUAUUUGUUACAUACUUGCCUUAUAUCAGAAGCUAGUACAAGUUAAAACUUAAAACUAUAAACUGUAACUAAAACUAUAAACUGCAUACACUUUGUUUGUUUUUAAUAGUUUAAUCGCAUUUGUAGGUAAAUUAUAUUUUAGUUCUAGUGUUUUUAAAUAAUUACUUUGUAUAACAAUAUAUCGUAAAUUUAGAUUUAGAUUUUUGUAGGACUUGAAGUUUCUUUGAUGUUGCAUCAUUAGCUUUUAUCAUCAGAUGUUUUCGAGAGUAUUAAUGCUGUAUUAAACGUAUUUGCUUUAUAUUCGUUAUUUCAAUCGUAUUGCAGCUUGAUGAUAAUCCGUAGUUAUAAACCUAUGAUUAUUAAGGAUUAUUUUAUAAUUUUUGGUAUUCAUUAAAAUUCUACUAUUUGGAUAGAAAACCCGGAUUAAUAAAUAAUUUUAAUAUUUGUAUCCUUAUGUAUUUAUAAAAAAAAAAUGAUAUUUUUAGAUACACUAUUGCGAGACUAUAAAGAUAGUUCAAAGCAAAGUAUGAAAUUGUUGUGUGUUAUUUUGUUGCUUGUUGAUUAAAUUGGCAUGCAAUAUUGAUUUAUAUUUUUCGUCUAAUAAUGUUACAAAUUUUCGUUAUUUCUUCAGAUUUUGCUUUAAUGUACGUGUACUAAAUCUUGUAUUUAUCAGUACAAUUGCUCAUAACUUACCUUCAAUCUCUUGUACCCUUGUAUUUACAAAGCUACAAAUACUGAUGUAAUAAAACGUUACGAUUAACUCUUU
This is a messenger RNA of Linepithema humile (Argentine ant), 7146 nucleotides long. The record is from RefSeq and is a predicted model, not a curated record. Lineage: Eukaryota; Metazoa; Arthropoda; Insecta; Hymenoptera; Formicidae.